Messenger RNA from Cannabis sativa, 2429 nucleotides. RefSeq lists its product as uncharacterized. The coding region runs from base 114 to 2429 and encodes 771 amino acids. NCBI's taxonomy places the organism in Eukaryota, Viridiplantae, Streptophyta, Magnoliopsida, Rosales, Cannabaceae. The transcript has 6 exons. Gene Ontology annotation, molecular function: zinc ion binding. The record is from RefSeq and is a predicted model, not a curated record.
ACCUCCAUUGAUGUACAAAAAAAACUCAAAAACAACAAUCAUUGAACAAAGAAAUCGCGAUCAGAGGAGAAGAACCGAGUAGAAGGAGAGCUGGAAAUCAAAGAAACUCACCCAUGAUUGAAUCAGAAGGAGAAUUGAAGGAAACGGAACCAUUACAAAUAUUGGUGCAGAGCAAUGGGCAUUGGGAUGACAACAAAAACUAUGUUGAUUAUGAAUCAAGUGGAGAAUUAAUUUCGACCAAGUGCACUUUUGAGGAACUAAUGAGAAUAAUGAUGGAAGAACUCCAAUGCAACCAUGAAUCAACACAACUACAACUGAAAUAUCAACUGAAGGAAGGAGGCCAACCACUACAAAUCAAGGAUGACAAAAGUCUGUUGUUCUACAUAAAGCUAUUAACGAAGGAGGUUGAUUUCACAAGGUACCCAUUGUGUGUGAACAAAACCAGUAACACGGCACCACCUAACCAAACAAUGGUGUGGAACAAUAUGAUCAUGGAAUCGUAUGAGAACAACGCAGCACAGGAAGACUUGCAGCAACCUGGAAACAACACAGCAACAACUUCCAAGCAACAACUAUCUGCGCAGACGAUGGGAUCUGGUGAAGUUGAUACAUUUUUCCUAGAAACAGGAACAGUGUCAUCAGAAUCAACCAUACAACAACCAGAAAACAACAGAGAAAAAACUACAGCAGUAGAUGAAGAUUUCGACUUCACCGACUAUGCAAAGCUUGUGGCUGCAGAAAUGGUACAGCAACUAGAAAACAACCAGGAAGAAGAAGAGGAAGUGGACAACACAGAAAUGAUGAUCAUCAAUGACAAACGACAUGAAACAAUAGAGAAGGGGCAAAUUUACAAGGACAAAGAAACAUUGAUAAGUACACUAUGCUACUUUGCAAUCAAGAAGACAUUUCAAUACAAAGUAGUGAAAUCUUGCACAAAAGAAUACAACAUAGUGUGUUUGGACACAAACUGCAAAUGGAGUUUAAAGGCUACAAAACAUGGAAACACAGAAACAUUCAUAAUAAGGAGCUACGAAGAAGAACACACAUCCACUGCGUACAUAAAGACAGAAAUGAAAGACAAAUACGGAAUAAAGAUGAAUUACAUGAAAGCAUGGCGUAGUAAAGAGCGAGCACAAACCCAGCUACAUGGAAAUGCUAAAGAGUCGUACAAUCUCUUGCCAAGAUACCUGUACAUGCUACAGAAAACAAAUCCAGGAACAUUAAUAGACAUAGAGAAAGAUGAUGAUGACAGUUUCAAAUAUGCAUUUGUUGCAUUGAAUGCUGCUAUAAAAGGUUGGCCAAACUGCAAACCAAUCAUCGUGGUAGACGGUACAUUCCUAAAGGCCGCGUAUGGAGGCACGUUGCUCACUGCCAACACACAAGAUGCAGAAUCGAAAAUUUUUCCACUAGCAUACUGCAUAGUUGAUUCUGAGAACGAUAAAUCGUGGGAGUGGUUCUUAAAAAAAAUAAAAGAAGCAUUCGGGGUUCGAGAAUGUCAAUGCCUAAUAUCAGACAGACAUGAAAGCAUCAUCAAAGCAACUAGGAAAGUGUUCCCUGAAAUAACACAUGGCUACUGCAUCUUCCACCUCUUGUCGAACCUCAAAACAAAAUUCAAAAAAAAUGCAAAGCAUUUCAGAGUGCCAUUCUUUGCAGCUGCAAAAGCUUACACAGAAAUGGAGUUUGAAUUCCAUAUGAGGGAGCUAGACAACUUGGAUAAGCGCAUAAGACCGUACCUGGAGAAAAUUGGCCAUGAAAAAUGGUCAAGGUAUCAUUCAGAAAACAACAGGUACUCUACCAUGACAUCAAACAUAGCUGAGGCACUGAACUCAGCAAAUUUAGCAGCAAGGGAAACACCAGUGACAACAUUAAUGGAGUGCUUGAGGGCACAAAUGCAAGAGUGGACAUACAAUAAUAGAAAGGAGGCACAAAAAUGCACAACAAGGCUGACACCAUCAUCUCAGAAAAAACUCAUAAGGAACUAUGUACAGUCAUUGCGACUAACAGUGAAACCAGCAAACCAGAACCUGUUUGAGGUGAUAGAUGAAGACAGAACAAGAAUAGUAAACUUGAAGGAGAAGACGUGCACAUGCAAUAGAUUUCAAAAAGAUGAAAUGCCAUGUAACCAUGCAGUCGCCGUCAUGAAGGACUUGAACAUAAACACAUACAACUACUGUGCACAAUACUACACAUCAAAAGCAUGGCUGCAAACAUAUGAAGAAACAGUAUACCCAGUUGGAAACGUAAGAGAAUGGGAACUUCCAGAAUUUUUUGAAGACAUCAUAGUGUUGCCUCCAAAGGAGAGAAUCAAGUCUGGAAGGCCGAGGAAAAGAAGAAUGGCAGCAGCUUGGGAAACAAAGAAACAAAACAAGUGUGGCAAGUGUGGACAAAAGGGAUAUAACAAAAAGACCUGCAGAAGAAUUACAGCAUAG